GUAUUUUUGGCGCCAGAAAAAACACUUCCACUUUCAUCAAAACAACAAUGGUUUAGCGUUAAAAUAUCUUCAAGAUAAGUGAUGUCAAGGCUGGGGUCUUUGUAAAUCGACUUCUUUAUAUAAUAGCGGGGACUGGAUAGAAUCCAGUUAGUCAAACUGCGCUCUGCUCGCAGUGCAGAGGAGCCAUUUGAUGAUCUUAUUUAUUUCUUGUCUAAUAAUUUAACAAAAUGCCACCUGUUUCAAUAUCAGAAGACGGGCCCAAACAAAAGCUCCGUGUGGCUAUCAUAGGCCAAAGCACCUUUGCCGCAGAAGUGUUCAAACUACUGGUAAAAGAUGGACAUGAGAUUGCCGGUGUAUUCACAGUUCUGGACAAAGGCAACCGAGAAGACCCGUUAGCUACUAUUGCUGCACAAAACGGUGUACCAGUUUACAAAUACAAGUCAUGGCGUAUCAAAGGGAAAAUCAUACCAGAAGUUUACAAAGAAUACAAAUCCGUAAAUGCCGACAUCAACGUCCUGCCAUUCUGCACACAAUUCAUCCCCAUGGAGGUCAUCACAUACCCCAAGUACGAGAGCAUUUGCUACCACCCCAGCGUACUGCCGAGGCACAGAGGCGCCUCCUCCAUCAACUGGACCCUCAUCGAAGGCGAUACGACAUGCGGCUUGUCGAUAUUCUGGGCGGACGAUGGGCUCGACACCGGCCCUAUCCUCAUGCAGAAGGUCUUCCCCGUCACUAUCGACGAUACCGUCGACUCUAUCUACAACAAAUACUUGUAUCCUGAAGGUAUAAAGGCGCUAGCAGAAUCCGUCAAUAUGGUCGCAAAUGGCAACGCUCCCAAAAUCACACAAACUGAGGAGGGCGCCACAUACGACCCUGCUCUGUUCAAACCAGAAACACACCAGAUCGACUUCACAAAAGGGGGCGUGGCCCUCCACAACUUCAUCCGAGGCUUAGACUCCUCCCCCGGCGCGACCGCCUUCAUCCAACCACAGACUAAAGACGGCGUCACGGAGGGCAGUGACGCGACUACCGAAGUCAAGUUCUUCGGCUCUAGUCUAUGGCAGGGUGACGUUGACACUGAGGGGGAAAGGCUGGUGAUACCGGGACUGAAGGAACCAGCCAUUAUUCAUGAAGCUGGACUGCUGAUUACUGCUAACGAUGGUGUUAGGGUCAACGUCCAAAGACUAAAAGUAAACGGCAAGAUGAUAAACGCACAGAACUUCUACAAGGCAAACGAGAACAAAGUGACAUUAGAACUCACCGCAGAAGAGAAACAAUUCGUCGAAAGUUUCCGAGACGUAUGGAAGGCCAUCCUUAGAGUGGACAUCGAAGACGGCACAGAUUUCUUCGACUGCGGCGCCGGUUCUAUGGACGUAGUCAGAUUAGUAGAGGAAGUGAAAGACUUAGCCAGUAUAGAACUUCAAAACGAAGACGUAUACAUGAAUACGACCUUCGAAGAGUUCUAUACGGUAGCAAUUCUCAAAUCGAGAGGCGGUUCGGGUGCCCAAGAAAUAGUGUACGACGGUGUGGAGUUAGAAGUGAACAAAAGGAAGGUUAAAUUCCCUACGCAGUUGUUUAUAAAUGGUGAAUUUGUGAAUUCAGAUAUCGGGAAGACGUUGUCGAUAGUGAACCCGACGAAUGAGAGUGAGAUUUGCAAAGUGCAGUGCGCGUCGGCCAAGGAUGUGGACCGCGCAGUCAAGGCGGCGAAGAAAGCUUUUGAAGAGGGAGAAUGGGCUAAAAUCAGCGCGAGGGAGCGGGGACAGUUAUUAUUCAAAUUAGCCGACCUAAUGGAGCAACACAAAGAAGAGCUAGCGACCAUAGAGUCAAUAGACUCGGGCGCUGUAUACACUUUAGCUCUCAAGACCCACGUGGGCAUGUCCAUAGACACGUGGCGCUACUUCGCGGGCUGGUGCGACAAGAUCCAGGGCGCCACGAUACCCAUCAACCACGCGCGGCCUAACAGGAACCUCACCAUCACGAAGAAGGAACCGAUCGGCGUGUGCGCGCUCAUCACGCCGUGGAACUACCCGCUCAUGAUGCUGUCGUGGAAAAUGGCCGCUUGCCUCGCGGCCGGGAACACCGUCGUCAUGAAGCCGGCGGCUGUAUGUCCACUAACAGCUCUGAAGUUCGCCGAGCUAGCAGCGCGAGCGGGAAUUCCGCGAGGCGUCAUCAACAUCCUGCCCGGCAGCGGCGGCGUGGCCGGACAGGCGAUGGCCGACCAUCCGCUAGUGAGGAAGCUAGGAUUUACUGGCAGCACGCCUAUCGGCCAGCAGAUAAUGUCGUCGUGCGCGGCGUCCAACAUGAAGAAAGUGUCUCUGGAGCUGGGCGGCAAGUCGCCGCUCGUCAUCUUCGAGGACUGCGACUUGGACAAGGCCGUUAGAAAUGGCAUGGCAUCAGUAUUCUUCAACAAAGGCGAGAACUGCAUCGCAGCCGGCCGCCUGUUCGUGGAGGAGACGAUCCACGACGAGUUCGUGCGACGCGUCGUGGCCGAGACACGCAAGAUCGUGAUCGGAGACCCGCUGCAUAGGGGCACCGCGCACGGACCGCAGAAUCAUGAGGCGCAUCUCAACAAACUUGUAGAGUUCUGCGAGCGCGGCGUGAAAGAGGGCGCGACUUUAGUGCUGGGCGGCAAGCGCGUGGAGCGUAAGGGCUACUUCUUCGCGCCCACCGUGUUCACAGACGUGGCCGACCACAUGUACAUCGCCAAAGAGGAGUCCUUCGGCCCUAUCAUGAUCAUCAGCAAGUUUAGCAGCAAAAACCUAGAUGACGUGAUCCGUCGGGCGAACGCGACAGAGUACGGGCUAGCGAGCGGCGUGUUCACAAAAGACGUGUCCCGCGCGUUACAAUUCGCAGAACGAAUCGACGCCGGCACCGUGUUCGUCAAUACCUACAACAAGACAGACGUCGCCGCGCCUUUUGGAGGCUUCAAGCAGUCCGGAUUUGGAAAGGAUUUAGGUCAAGAAGCAUUGAACGAAUACCUCAAAACCAAAUGUGUUACCAUUGAAUACUGAUGUGAUAAAAUUAUUUCUUUAGUUAAUUAACUGUAUAGAUAUUAUCUUAGGCCGUAUGUGUAAAUGCCAAAUGUUAUAUCACAAUAUUUUUAUACAAAUGUAUACAAAAUCUUUUAAUUUGAUAUGACUGUAUCGAAUAUUUUACCAUUAUUCUCAAUACUUGUUUAUACUCGUAUUCGUUUGUAAUUAAUUUAAUCUUGACUUGUUCAAAAUAUUUUAUUUAUGUAAUAAAUAAGUAGGUAAGUAUGUAUUAUUGUUGUAUUAUAAAAUUAAAAUAAAAAGCGAAUUAAUUAAA
Molecule: messenger RNA, 3306 nt
Organism: Ostrinia furnacalis (Asian corn borer)
Lineage: Eukaryota; Metazoa; Arthropoda; Insecta; Lepidoptera; Crambidae
Product: cytosolic 10-formyltetrahydrofolate dehydrogenase
Exons: 17
Coding region: 228-3011 (927 amino acids)
Biological process (GO): biosynthetic process; one-carbon metabolic process; 10-formyltetrahydrofolate catabolic process
Cellular component (GO): cytoplasm
Molecular function (GO): oxidoreductase activity, acting on the aldehyde or oxo group of donors, NAD or NADP as acceptor; formyltetrahydrofolate dehydrogenase activity
Source: RefSeq, a predicted model, not a curated record